Messenger RNA from Fundulus heteroclitus (mummichog), 7882 nucleotides. RefSeq names its product SRY-box transcription factor 6 (gene sox6). The transcript is spliced from 17 exons. Bases 579 to 2909 code for a protein of 776 amino acids. NCBI's taxonomy places the organism in Eukaryota, Metazoa, Chordata, Actinopteri, Cyprinodontiformes, Fundulidae. The record is from RefSeq and is a predicted model, not a curated record. Gene Ontology annotation, biological process: regulation of transcription by RNA polymerase II; positive regulation of chondrocyte differentiation; central nervous system development. Gene Ontology annotation, cellular component: nucleus. Gene Ontology annotation, molecular function: RNA polymerase II cis-regulatory region sequence-specific DNA binding; DNA-binding transcription factor activity, RNA polymerase II-specific.
CUCACAUCUCUUGUCUGGGAGGAGGUGGGGUGAGAAGGAAGGGGGGGGAGAGUCCUGCCUCUUUGCCUUCCUCAGAUCAAUGCCCUGGCCACUCACUUUCUGAUGUUGCACGACGGGAAAUGCUUUGAAUACUUGCGACAUGGCUGCGCGCAUUGAUUGCCAAGAUUGACAGCAUCUCCAGCUCCUGUAGUCUUCUCUUGUCCGAGUGCGCGAGGGGAGGGAGAUAAAGAGCAGAUAGGCAAACAAAAGAGAGAGAGAAAAAAGGUUCUCGUAGUUUUCUUCUUUUUUUCUUUUGGACAACCGAACUUCGCCGAGUCUCUUGGAUCCCACGCCACCAGCAGCGCCACUUUUCCUGUACAUGGCCCCGUGUGCGCCGAGUCAAGUUUUCGCUCAACAGAUAGCAGCUCGCUGAUCCUUGUGAACUCCUGCGUUCGCUGCGCACAAGGGAAAAGGACGCGCAGUUUCUCUCCUCCGCGGCUCUCAUCGUCAAGGUUUUUUACAUGAGUUCAAAGCCAACCAACCAGUGAUUGCUGGAAGCUGGGGAUUGAGUCUUUCAGUUUUUAACCCCACUCGCUGACAUGGAGGGCUUUCUUCGUAGCAGCUUUUUACUGAGCAGAGUCAUGUCUUCUAAGCAAGCCACAUCUCCUUUUGCCUCCGUGGUUGACGGCGACGAUGCUUUGAGUCAGGAGCACCUAUCCUGGGAGAAAGAGGAAAGCGCAGAUGCACACGGCACACCUCAGCUGCCCCUGCACAGUUUGCUUCACGGCAAAGCCGCUGACGAAAUGCAGCCGCUGAGCAGUGUGCCGCCGGAGAGUGACUGGGACAGCCUGGUGUCGGCUCAGCAGCGCAUGGAACCUGACAGCAAUAAAGUAUGUUCCCUGUACUCCUUCCGGAACAAUUCGACUUCUCCACACAAACCGGAGGAGGGGGCCCGGGAGCGAAGUGACCUGCUGAGUGGAUCAGCGUUCGGGACUCCGGAGCGCCGCAAAGGAAGCCUGGCAGACGUUGUGGACUCGCUGAAGCAGAAGAAGCUGGAGGAGAUGACAAAGACAGAGCAAGACGAAUCAUCAUGCAUGGAGAAGCUUCUUUCUAAAGACUGGAAAGAGAAGAUGGAGAGGCUCAACACCAGUGAGCUGCUGGCAGAGGUUAAAGGAACCCCAGAGGGUCUGGCAGAAAAGGAACACCAGCUCUCCACGAUGAUCUCCCAGCUGAUCAGCCUGCGAGAGCAGCUCCUGGCUGCCCACGAUGAGCAGAAGAAGCUCGCUGCUUCACAGAUGGAAAAACAGAGGCAGCAAAUGGAGUUGGCUCGACAGCAGCAGGAGCAGAUUGCACGACAACAACAGCAGCUUCUGCAGCAGCAGCACAAAAUCAACCUCCUUCAGCAGCAGAUCCAGCAGGUCCAGGGUCACAUGCCUCCGCUCAUGAUCCCCAUCUUUCCACACGACCAGCGCACUCUAGCAGCAGCAGCUGCCGCCCAGCAAGGCUUCCUCUUCCCUCCUGGAAUGUCUUAUAAGCCAGGUGAUAACUACCCAGUACAGUUCAUUCCAUCCACAAUGGCAGCUGCAGCGGCGUCAGGACUCAGCCCCCUCCAGCUCCAGCAACUGUACGCUGCCCAGCUUGCCAGCAUGCAGGUGUCUCCCGGAGCCAAGAUGCCUCCGCUGCCGCAGCCCCUCAACGCCAGCGGGCCCAUCUCUCCCUCAUCUCUAAAGAAUGACAAGAGUUCUUCAAGCCCCAUCGCUCAAGUAAAGGAGGAGGGAACGCAACCCCUCAACCUGUCUGCUCGGCCAAAGACGACAGAAAUGGUCAAAUCUCCCGCAUCCCCAAAAUCCAACCUGUUCCCAGGCAGUAAAAGCAGCCCUAACAGCCUGGUUGGCAGAGGCAGCAUCCCCAGCCCACUUGGAGGAGGCCUUGGCCGGGACAUUCUGUCCACCCUAAACUCCACCGCGUUGUUUGGGGACCAGGACACGGUGAUGAAGGCGAUCCAGGAAGCUCGGAAGAUGAGGGAGCAGAUCCAGCGGGAGCAGCUGCAACAUCACCAGCAGGGCCUAGAUGCAAAGCUGUCCGCCCUCAGUUCAGUGGGCCUUAACCACUGUAGAGUUGACAAGGAGAGGAUGCAUUUUGACAGCAUCGGGCACCACCUCGGUAAACUAGGAGAGGAAGGAAAGAUCGGCCACAGAGUGAUUGACCUCACCAGGCCUGAGGAUCUAGAUGGAGGCGCUGGAUCUACCGAGGCGCGGGUCUUCAGGGAGUCCCGAGGACGGAACAACAACGAGCCCCACAUUAAACGGCCGAUGAACGCGUUCAUGGUGUGGGCCAAAGACGAGCGCCGCAAGAUCCUCCAGGCUUUCCCUGAUAUGCACAACUCCAACAUAAGCAAGAUUUUGGGUUCUCGGUGGAAGGCUAUGUCUAACCAGGACAAGCAGCCGUACUACGAGGAGCAGGCCCGUCUGAGUAAGCUCCAUCUAGAGAAGUACCCAAACUACAAGUACAAGCCACGGCCUAAGAGGACCUGCAUUAUCGACGGCAAAAAGCUUCGCAUUGGAGAGUACAAGCAGAUGAUGCGCUCACGGCGACAAGAGAUGAGACAGUUCUUCACUGUGGGCCAACCGCCUCAGAUCCCCAUCACCACCAGCGCCAGUAUGGUCUAUCCGGGGGGGCUCGCCAUGGCGAACACCACGCCUUCGCCUCAGAUGACGUCAGAGUGCUCCAGCGCCUCGGUGAGCCCUGAGCCGUCCAUUCCCGUCAUCCAGAGCACUUACAACAUGAAGCUGGAGCCCAGCGCCAUGGCGAACAACAGCGAGCCGGUCAACGGCGAGGACGAGAUGGACAUGUACGAAGACUUCGAGGACGAGCCCAAAUCAGACUAUAGCAGUGAGAACGACACACAGGAGCCAGUCAGUGCCAACUGAGACCCGUUUUACUGACGCAGAGACAGCGUUCGCGCAGGAGGAGGCCCAAAGGGCUCGUUCCGAUCGGAAGGGAGGGGAAGGAGCAAGGAGGACGAGAAAAAAAAAAACUUCACCGCAUGGGUUGGAGAAACCUUCUGAAAGAAAAAUAAUAAUGUACCAUGUGGAAGCCUGCAUGCAGCUGCGGCUUCAUCAGUCGAAAGCUAUUUGGUCUUAAUUAUUUCUUUAAGUUUGUGAAAUUGUUUGUUUUGUGGUAAUUUAUAAUUUUAUUAUUUUUUAUUUCAUUGUCUGUCUAGUUUUUUUUUUUUUUUUUUGUUUUUUCAUUAAUGAUCAUAGACAGUUACACAGCUAGUUUGUUGCCUAAAGCAAAAGACAGAACUUGAAGCUAAACAUUUGGUAUGAAACUAUAAUACUUAAAGUCACGUUGUUUUCAGCUAUUGUUGUAUGAUUUUUACGUCACCUAACUGUUCAAGAUGGGGGAAAAAAAAUGAUCUCACUCAGGUAUAGUGUGCCAGCCAACAGCUUGUGAAUGUUUUAACCAAGAGAAAAAAAUAAGAUCAAAACACAAAUAUGGAGGGAUUCCAGUUUAGUCACAUUAUUAUUGUUGUUAUUAUUAAUAAUAAUGGCGAUAGUAAUAAUAAUCAUAAUAUUAUCCAUUUGUCUUUGCUGCAUAAUUCAGUGUGGUAGUGCCAAACAUUUCAUGUUUUUUUUUUUUUUCCAUGAGAGGCUUUGAAGACAAUCUCUUCAUCUCUUAAUGCAGCUUCGUGAUACAGACUUUCUUCACUCUACUGGAAGAGAAGAAACGAAACUCAGGAACUUGGAGGCAUCAAGUUCUGUAGAACGCGACAGGUUACACCUGUGCGUGGACGUUAUGGUAGCUGAACUCCACAGAGAUCAAUGCAGUGGCUAUCAGUGGCCCUUUUAUACUCGCCCCCAGUCCAAACAGAACAUUGGAGAAUCCUUCAGUUUUUGCAGCUCCGCAAACUCUUUCUGAAUCACCAGGAUCUUAAUCAGCGAUUGUAAUCAGGCCAGAAUGCUAAAGGGCCAAAGGCCCCCAAUCUGCAGGAUUGGAACAGAAGUGAAAGGCAGCUUUGGUGGCAUUACAAUCUUAAGUUGAUGUUGUACAAUGUGUGGUUGCAAAGCUACAGUACGUUCUGUUAAACACUUUAGCCCCAUUUGGAUGGCAUGUUCAAAGUCUUAGGUCUUAAAAUGUAAUUUUUUCAGACAUUGUAAAUCUUAAACGGACACUAAGAAGUCUUAAAGCAGGGCGGUUAUCUUGUUGAUGCGGUGGAAUGAUUGCUAAAAUCGUACUGAGAGGAGUGACAGAUUGCCAGGAAGCUCCUCAACAAAGAGAAGAGCCUGCUGGCUCGUUUGGUUUCCCGCUUCCUGCAUCUCACAAAGGUGACUUCAUUUCUUGUUUUUUUAUGCACUUAAAUACAACCUCUGCCAUCUUUGAACCUUGUCAUAAAAAUCAUAAAAUCUUAGGCGUAACAAAGAACCCAGACACAUGCGUUGCCAUCAACAACAUCUCUGUGAAGAAGCUUCGAUAAUACGAGGUGAACUGAAUUGAAACUAAAUUCAGCAAACCCUCCGGCUGCCCUACGUAGAAGACAUUUAGGGUUCUGCUGCUUGAUGCUACGGCUCAGCCUGCAGAGCAGAAGGUCUAAGUGGCUCUCCUCUCAGCGACGCGCGUUUCUGACCCCAGUCCUUAGCAAUCUCAACACUCAGGGGGCGCCAUCUGGCUCGGAGAAGGCGAAAGCAGCAGGAAGGAGUGGGGAAAAAAUAAAAAAAACUGGGUGUGUGUCCCUCAUUGUGCUCUCCAUCAAAGUGCUGUAAGUAAGGCCUCAACAGGGCUUCCGCCGCGGCCCAAUCACCAGGCGCUGGCGAGCAGAUGGAACAAGUACAUCAAGCUGUGGGGGAUUAUUAAAAUGACUGACGAGUGGGUAUCGUCUGAAAUGCAGCAUUAUUAAUGCAUGAGUCCAGUUAUUCCCCUCCCUUGCCCUUGAACCUGUCCGUUUCAGAGAGGGCGCGGAGCUUUGUGAAGGAGCUGAAUAGCCGGUCACUGACUUUAAGUGGUCAAGAUCCCCACUGCUGGUCACUGCAUUUUUCUCCUGCCUCUAAUUGGUACAGAAGGCUCUGCCUUGCUCUUUAGCACUUCUUAUUUGCAUUACCUAAACUUUUGCAAACAUUCGUACAUAAUUUAUGUGUGUUUCAUGAAUCAAUUUUCUUUGUUCCUAGUUUAUCGUUUUUAUUGCAUCACAUUUAUUCAGUACUCUUUUUCAUUUUUUAAACGCCGAAGCAAUCAACGGUUGCUCCCCUACAAGUCAAACCUUCUCCCUCCAAGUCAACCAGUUUGGUAUUUUUAAGGUGUUUCCUCCCGUUUGCUGGUGGUUAGACUGAUUUGUAUGUGACUGUAAAUAAUUUUAUGACCCUGCCAAGCUGCUUCAGUUGGCUGGCGUUCGGACUCUUUGAGAAUUGACACUUGACUGUGCUUAUACGGCAAAAACACACACAAAAAAAAAGGCAAAAAGGAAGAAAAAAAAAGGACAACACAGGCUCACAAAGAGACAAUGUGUUAUAAGCACUGGAUAUAAAUCAUGUUUUUUUUUAGCAGUUCUGAUUAAUGUGAAGCUGUUUGACGAAGAACACCAUGGAUGAACAGGAUUCCCCCGGCCUGACUCAAGCGGGUUUGUUGUCACACUUGCCAGAUUUGGGUCCUUUCUAUGUUAUGUUUGUCUUUGUUUUUUUUUUUGUUUUUUUUGUCUCCUUAUUUUGUGUAUUUAUGCAAAGACACGUGCGAUGAAUGAACAAUUUGUUUAGGCUUCACGGCUCGUUUUGGGAAAAGAAUCAGCACAAGAAAUGUGAGCAGAGCAUUGGACAGCAGGCUCGGAGAGCUGUGAAACAACAGACGUCAGCGCCUUGCAUAUGAUGCCUGAUACCGCAGUGUAUCAGCAUACUGUAUUUAUUACUAGCCUCAGCUGGCUCUAAAAUUGACAGUAAAACAACAAAACCGAGGACAAUCACAAAAAGAAGUUAUAAUUGGAGAUGAAAAGUAUUUCAAGUGAAUUCCCCAUCUCAUCAAGACUUUACUGUAAAUAUGAGCAAUCAAUAUAUUUUUGUUGAUUAGUAUAAGUUAUGUAUUUGGCUGUUUUAUUUCCUAUUUUAUGCUAUUCGUUCUAACAGCUGACAAGAGGCUGUACUUCAUGUGGAUGCUGAACUCUUCUUCUAAUUGGAAAUUUGGUCCCAACAGAUUAAGAAUGACAAGAUUUUUUGAUCUAUUCAAAGCACCUAUACGAGCUUACCAUAUCAGACUUAUAAGGAAAAAUGGUACCAAGUCAAAGAAGCACUUAAUGUAUAGUAAUUAUUCAUCCAUUUGUUUCCAAUCAUGAAAAAGUGUCUGAUACAAUCUCAUCUUGAUGCUGUAUAUCCUCACUGUUUUUUUUUUUUCGUUUUUUUUUUUUGCUCAUUGUAUCAAUUAGCCAUUCGUUUCAGUGAGAAAUAUCUGAAAAUAUCUGCACGCAUCGGGCUUGCAUUGACAUCACUAUAAAACAUUAUGUACCUUUGUUAUCGUUUCAAAAAGCAGUUUUAAACACAAGAGAUAUUCUUUUUGUUAGUUUGGGAGUGCGCAAGUAUUUAUUUCUUCCAAUGCGGAGACGACGUGCAUCGGCGUCUUUGCGCUACGCUACCGGUUUUUAAUUGAACGUGUCGCCGACGAUCCAGGAUGUGGAAACGUAGCCCUCACAAAUUGGUCUCCAUUUUUCUUCCUGUAAGACAUGCAAAAUGGUUUUGGAUUAACUGAAGACAAAGGAUUCUAUGCUGGUUGAAUAUUACUGUAAUUUGAUUUCUUGAUUUUUUAUUUUUUUGUUUGUUUUGUUUUGUUUUUCUUUCUCGUUUGUCUGAACGUUGUGAUAUAAAUGGUGGGAAUGUUCUCUGUGUUAAUUUAAUCAGCACAAUUCACUGACAUGCUGGACUGACAUGCUAGCUGCUGUUCAGAAAGUGUAAAAAAAAAAAAAAAAGAAAAAAAAAAGUACCAUCUGGGGCAACAUUUUAAGCUGCCCUUGGUACUCUGCUUUUAAGAGUUGUUUUUUCAAGCAACACUGUGUGGGGCUCUUCUAUGACUGGAGCCGCUGUUUCGAAAAAUUGCAGGCAGCCUGAAAUGAUUUUCUGCGUAGAGUCCUUUUGAUGAUUUCCUCUCCCUGCAGGUACCUAUAAGCCCAUGGCAAGUAUUGUUUGGGUGUCAUUAGAGAACAGGAAAUACAUAGUGUCUGUUGCUGCUUUAAAAAAAAAAAAAAGUUUAUGUCUGAAUAUGUAAAUAGUUUAUCAUAAUAUCUUGUACAGUCCAAUGUAAAGUUUUUAAUUCAACUUAAAAACAAUGUUACCAUCACAUUUGUGUUCACAUUCUUCUUUAUACAGAACAAAAAAGGUCAAUUACUCUCAAGGGUGUAUUAUUGCUUGAACAAAAAAAGAAAAAAGAAGAAAAUGUUAGUUUUUAUGUUUGUUCUGUUUUGCUUGGCUUCAGUGUGUACACCAGCAUUCUUUGGUUUUUCAUGUGCAGUAUUGACGUGAGGUAAACUUAAGGUGAAUAAUUUUACAUCGGUGUGUGUGUGAGUGGAGAGCUGCGUCCUCAGCUUCGGUAGUAUUAAUACACUAUAAAGAGUGAAAACAAACCAAUAAUUGGCACACCGUGGUGCAUCUUGGCACCGUGCGAGUGUGUUUACUGUAAAUUAUUAAAUUAUGCCCACAGGAUCACUUUCAGACGUACUAUAAAAACAGCAUUUUUUUUUCCCGUAUGUGUCGGUCCAUUGUAUGAAUGCAGCAGCGGGCUGAAGAAACUGCUGGCUUUCGCUUAUUUACCUCAAGAAUUUCAUUGUUUUCUGUAAAAGACACAGACAUUGUGUUGCAGAGAGGUUCACACAUCACUCCAUCUUUUGUACUGCUGUUGACACUUACCGAUUAAAGAGACAUUUUGUUUUAAA